Vigna radiata var. radiata (mung bean) is the source of this 1280-nucleotide messenger RNA. RefSeq lists its product as uncharacterized. The coding region runs from base 427 to 1239 and encodes 270 amino acids. Lineage: Eukaryota; Viridiplantae; Streptophyta; Magnoliopsida; Fabales; Fabaceae. The record is from RefSeq and is a predicted model, not a curated record. Gene Ontology annotation, biological process: defense response. The transcript is spliced from 2 exons.
AGCUUAAAAGGGAAAAUAAUAAUAUUUUAUGUUGUUCAUAUUUUAUUAAAUUUACUUUUAAAACAGAAAAAAAUAAAAAAUAAAAAAUUCCAUUAUUAUGGGUAGGCUUCUGUUCUUAUGGUUACAGCUUAGUUAUUAACAGGUACGCAACUACGCGGAUUUCACUUGCAACCUCACCCUAACACCACUUCAGUUGAUCACAGCUAAUAUUUACGUUUUUUACCCUAACGAAUACCAACUACAAAAAAAGACGGCCAAUUUAUAACCAACGGAUUUUACCUUUCCCUCUCACGAAAACCCAUAAGGCGUCUCUUUCCGCCGGAAUCGCAACCGUUUAUUCUUUCUUGGCUCAUCACCACCGUUCCGAAGUCCCAAGAAAGAAUAGAGAUGUUGUGGUAAGGAAGGUUCCAGAAAGAAAGAGAGAGAAUGCCGACGCCGGCGAACACGCAUCAAGUAUUGGAGAUCAACUUGAUCUCCGCGCAGGGCUUGAAGAUGCCUUCGUCUCCUCGGCGAAAGCUCCAAACCUACGCCGUCACGUGGAUCCACCCAGAAACGAAGCUCAGAACUCGCGUUGACAAACUCGGUGGAAACAACCCUACCUGGAACGACAAGUUCCUAUUCCGCGUGUCACCGGAGUUUCUCGCCGGUGACACCUCCGGUAUCUGCAUUGCCAUCUACGCCGUUGGAACCUUCCGCGACCACCUCGUCGGCACCUUGCGGUUCCUCAUCAGCAACAUUCUCUCCCGCGACGUCGACAUGUCGACGCCGUGCUUCAGCGCCUUCCAGCUCCGAAGGCCGUCGGGGAGGUUUCAUGGCGUGAUGAACAUUGGCGCCAUGGUGAUGGACGGGUCCGGGUUCCCCGCGUUGGAGAAGAUUUGGGCGAUAGGGUACCGAGACCUGAUGGGAGAGAAUAUACAGCAGCGGCCGAGAAAGACGGCGGAAGAUAAAUCGAAGGAAGAGGAAGUGUUUUCGAGCGAAUCUUGCGAGAAUUCUUGCACGGAGGAGGGGGAAGGAGAGUCGUCGACGGCGUCGUCUUCUUCAUCGCCGAGAACGGUGACGUUGAGGGAUUGGAACGGAGUGAGGGAAUUGACGGGAAAUAAAGGGUUGACAAUGUCGGCUUCGGGAUUCUUGUGCUGUUUGGUUAGUCAAGGGAGUGUUGACGAACAAUUCAGUCCAACCAAUACCACUCUAGAAAGGUCAACACAUCUUACAAUGUGUUACUCAAUGGACCGUGUUUGAACAUAUUUGGGACCAUAGUAUCCAUACUCCAUCUAGCAACG